Messenger RNA from Trichomonas vaginalis G3, 684 nucleotides. RefSeq names its product ATP-dependent dethiobiotin synthetase BioD. NCBI's taxonomy places the organism in Eukaryota, Parabasalia, Trichomonadida, Trichomonadidae. Bases 1 to 684 code for a protein of 227 amino acids. The transcript has a single exon. Gene Ontology annotation, cellular component: cytosol. Gene Ontology annotation, molecular function: magnesium ion binding; ATP binding; dethiobiotin synthase activity. Gene Ontology annotation, biological process: biotin biosynthetic process. The record is from RefSeq and is a predicted model, not a curated record.
AUGAGUAAGAAUAUUUUUGUAACAGGAACGGGAACUGAAAUUGGAAAGACCUAUGUGGCAGGACUUCUUGUGAAGAAGCUUCACGAGGCAGGAGAAAAAUCUGCAUACUAUAAAGCUGCCAUGAGUGGAAACGACAAGGAUGCUGAUGGAAAUCUCAUACCUGGUGAUGCAAAAUUUGUAAAAGAACUAGUAGGUAUAGACCAAGAUCUUAAUGAAAUGUGUCCCUACGUUUAUGACAAGGCCUACUCUCCUCACUUGGCAGCUCAAAUCGAGGGCAAUCCCGUGAAUCUUGACUAUGUAGUGGAAAAGUUUAGGGACUUAGAGAAAAAAUACGACUACAUUACUCUUGAAGGCUCUGGAGGGAUUCUUUGUCCACUAAGGUUUGAUGAUGAAGAAAUUUAUUUAGAGGAUUUUGUAAAGAAGGCAAAGCUUUCUUCUAUCAUUGUUGCCGAUGCAGGCCUUGGAACUAUAAACAAUCUUGUCUUGACAGCCUUUUACAUGAAGGAAAAGGGAAUGAAGGUCAAGGGAAUAAUUUUUAACAAUUUUACUCCGGGAGAUGUGCUGCAAGAGGACAACAUAAAAAUGUGCAAGCAUAUGUCGGGCCUCAAAGUCCUAGCCUGUGUAAAGAAGGGCGACAAGGACUUGGAUAUAGAUAUUGAUAAACUAAGAGAGAUUUAUGAAUAG